UCGUUCGGAACUCUAGUUGCGUCGGCGUCGGAAUCGGGAUCGGGAUUGGAGUUGGUCGGAACGAGGAAGUGAGGUCGGAUUGAAUCCAUCACCGAUGGCUUGGAAACAGGCAUGCACCGUGUUAAGCUUCGUCGUGCUCUUCGUCUCGACGUCGCACUCCGAAGCUCGGUCGCUGCAACAAUCAGAGUCGCAAGUGCUCUUCGGGACGACAGCCCAAGGCAACAGGGAGAAAGGUGUCCACCACGUCGACCUUGAGCUCAACGCGACGAGUUCUGUUCCCCGCCAGAAUGCCGAGGUCCACGCCGGCUCGGACUACCACGACUGCUACAUCGUCUGCUGUUGGCAAGCGGACGCCAACUGCCCCUACCCUUACUGCAACUACAACGACGCUCCGUGCAAUGGGCAGUAGCUUUGGACUCAGCCAGCUUUUCGUGGUUCGUCGCGAAUAUUCUCCAGAUUCCGAGAGCCCUGGUUUUCUCGUGUGUUGUCCACAUUGUCCACAUCUCGAGUCGUGAACUUGCUCGAGAGCGUUCUCGCGAUUCAUGAGUUGUUGUAAACGGUUGACGGCAGGAUGAUGAUGCUAUGCAAUGAGAGAGAUCUCCAGUACUCUUCUUGAGUGAACUUGCAGCUCUAGAUUUCUCAUGAGUGUCAUGAAGUUUCGCCGAGACUCAUCCAUUGGAGCUUUUGGUUUGUUAUCCCCAAUCCUUUAGAAGAUAUAUAUAAGUUUGACUCUCGAACGAAGCUAGUCUCCCAUAGCUUUUACCUUUCCUUAUAUACGAGAAAAAACAAUGCUUUUAACCUCUUUGAAAGAUACAAGUUUCCACACUCCAAUGGCGGCUAUUCAAAUCGAAGUUUCCGGUUUUCAUUACCGUACAUCAAUGAAUUUUGACUACAUGAAUUUACU
Molecule: messenger RNA, 904 nt
Organism: Marchantia polymorpha subsp. ruderalis
Lineage: Eukaryota; Viridiplantae; Streptophyta; Marchantiopsida; Marchantiales; Marchantiaceae
Source: the annotation of a GenBank genome assembly